Quercus lobata is the source of this 4147-nucleotide messenger RNA. RefSeq names its product protein NLP8-like. Gene Ontology annotation, molecular function: protein binding; DNA-binding transcription factor activity. The transcript has 7 exons. The coding region runs from base 735 to 3656 and encodes 973 amino acids. NCBI's taxonomy places the organism in Eukaryota, Viridiplantae, Streptophyta, Magnoliopsida, Fagales, Fagaceae. The record is from RefSeq and is a predicted model, not a curated record.
UCAAAAACUCUCUCUCUUUUGCAAAGUUUUAAGACUUCCUAGCAAUCACCAUAGUAAUUAGCUCCCCCCAAAACACAAAAAUACAAUUACAAAAACAAACAAACUUUCUAUUCUUAGAAAGUCUCUGUCUGUCUUCCUCAAAAAAAAAAAAAAAAAAAGUCUCUGUCUGUCUCUGCCACCACAAGUACAAUUCACUGACUCCGGACUCGGACUCAGACUCAGACUCCAACGAGCCGUUACACUGAAUUCCCUCCCCUUAGGGUUUCCAUUUUUAGAAUCUAUUCUCCUGUGUCACUCUUUCAGUCUGUCUCUCUCUCUCUCUCUCUAAAAAAGUCACUCUCUCUCUCUCUCUAGAAAAUUCUUGGACUUUUGGGAUUUGGACCCAGUGAGCUCGCCGAAUUUCGAAGUUUUCUGGACAAGAACUCAUAAAGUUUGAGACUUUGACAUACUUAAAGUGAAUUGCGGCGGGUUCGGUGGUCAGCGUUCAAUUUUUGAGUUAAUCUUUUUGAGUGCAGGUUUUGUACUGUUGAAUUGGGGAAAGGCUUAUUUUUGUUGUGAAAUUUUGAGUAUAGGCGGUGGUAGUCGGUGAAAGACAGGUUCAUGAGAAGCUUUAAGGGCCUUAGUAUGGAGGACAGAGAAGAUAACAUAGAAAGGAGAAUUUUUUUGAGCCACUGUCAAUUUAUAGAUCUGUAGUGUUAGUAAUUUCAAUUGGGAAUUUGGUUUUUGAUCUGAAGAUGGAUUACCCCCUUUCACCUAAAGGAAAGGGGACCGGGUUUUGGCAAUCUCCAAGACCUCAGUUGGAGAAUUCAGUAUCAUUUGAAGGAUCAAGGAGCCUGAAUUUGGAGGAUAGCUUCUCGGAUCUCAUGAAUUUUGAUACGGAUGCUGGAUGGUACAAUAGCCCCAGUGCAACAGAUCAGAUUCUCACCUCUUACGGGUUGUCGUCAUUUCCAUCAACCCCUUAUGGUGUGUCUUCGGAUGCUUUGAAUUUCUCGGAACAGAAUGGUGGUGCUUUUCCUGUUAAUGAAGUUGGUGGAACUUUCAAUCCCGUGGGGAAUUCUUUCCAUUGUGGAGAUAAAUUGAUGUUUGACCAAAUGGACACACAAUAUGGGUUCUCAGUGGAUUCGAACGAUGCAAAUGGCUUGGCAACUGCACAAAAUAAUUGUUCUUUUCCUCAAAAUAGUGUCUUUGAUAUGGGAAAUUGUAUGAUACCUAGGCCACUUAGCAUGUCAGUUGAUGAGAAGAUGCUUAAGGCAUUGUCUUUGUUCAAAGCUUCAUCUGGUGGGGGUAUUUUGGCGCAAGUUUGGGUUCCCAUGAGGCUUGGUGAUCAGCACAUCUUAAGCACUUGGGAGCAACCCUAUUUGCUCGAUGAAAUGCUUGCAGGGUAUCGUGAAAUUUCAAGAUCGUUUGUUUUUCCUACUGAAAGGAGAUCAGGUUCAUUCCUUGGGCUUCCUGGUCGUGUGUUUAUCUCCAAAGUUCCAGAAUGGACUUCAAAUGUUAGUUAUUACAAUAAGGUUGAGUAUCUGCGGGCAGAUCAUGCAGCUCAGCAUGAGGUCCGUGGAUCAAUUGCUGUGCCAGUUUUUGAUUCUCUUGAGAUGUCAUGCUGUGCUGUGUUGGAACUUGUCACUACCAAAGAGAAGUCCAAUUUUAAUGCAGAGUUGGAAACUGUUUGCAAUGCGCUCCAGGCUGUGAAAUUAAGGACUACUGAACCUCCUCGACUUCGUCCCCAGUGCCUGUCAAAGAACCAAAGAGCUGCCUUAGCAGAGAUAAUUGAUGUUUUACGAGCUGUGUGUCAUGCACAUAGAUUGCCACUGGCUCUGACAUGGAUACCUUGUUAUUACACUGAGGGAACUGAUGAUGAAAUGGCAAGAGUACGGGUUAGAGAGGGCAACACAAAUUCUAAUGAGAAAUGUAUACUGUGCAUUGAGGAAACAGCUUGUUAUGUGAAUGAUAGAACAAUGGAAGGUUUUGUUUAUGCAUGCCUGGAACAUCAUCUUGAGGAGGGGCAAGGUAUAGCUGGGAAAGCACUUCAAUCAAAUCAUCCCUUCUUCUACGCAGAUGUGAAGAAUUAUGAGAUAAGUGAGUAUCCACUUGUCCAUCAUGCACGCAAAUUUGGUUUGAAUGCUGCAGUCUCAAUCAGGUUAAGGAGCACCUACACUGGUGAAGAUGAUUAUAUAUUAGAGUUAUUUCUCCCUGUCAAUAUGAAGGGGAGUGCAGAACAGCAACUCUUGUUGAACAACUUAUCAGGUACCAUGCAGAGAAUAUGUAAGAGUUUGAGGACAGUUUCAGAUGCAGAAAACCAAAACUUUCCACUGAUGGCUAUGCCUGGGGAAAACUCUCAGUUUACAUCAUCAGAUAAUGAUGUGAAUUCAACCGAGAAGAUGCCAUUGGAAGUGUCUAACACAAGAAAUGAUAUAAUUGAACCAGAUAGUCUUCAUAAGCAAGCAACAAGUGGAUCUAGAAGGCAUGAGAAAAAGCGAAGUACAGCAGAGAAGAAUGUGAGCUUGAGUGUUCUUCAGCAAUACUUCUCUGGGAGUCUUAAGGACGCUGCAAAAAGCAUAGGCGUUUGCCCCACUACACUGAAAAGGAUUUGCAGACAACAUGGAAUCUCAAGAUGGCCAUCCCGUAAGAUAAAUAAGGUGAACCGUUCCUUAAGGAAAAUACAGACUGUGAUUGAUUCUGUUCAGGGGGUGGAGGGAGGAUUGAAGUUUGACCCAAAUACUGGAGAGUUUAUGGCAGCAGGCUCCAUAAUCCAAGAAACUCUUUCACAGAAAAGUCUUUUCCCUGACAAAAACUUGUGUGUCAAAAAUGCUGAGCUAGCCACCCAAAAUGCAGUUUCAGUACCUUCAGCACCUGGAUUUGAUGGCGUGAGUUCUCUAAUUAAGCUGGAAGAGGAUGACUCUUCCAUGGGUUUAAACCAAGUAGCUCCUUCAAGGGGUAAGCUCAAUACAAACACAUGUGGAGAAGAACUAAGGAAAUCCAAUGCUGUACCAUGCCAGCAGGCUAGCCUUGAGACAGCUUCUCAGGCUUCUCCUGAAAGUGUCUCCUUGGGCUCUUAUCUUGUGAACAGAGGUGAAAAAUACAGUCUGAACAAGGACAGCUUAAAAUUAGAAAAUUCUGACUGCCACUUUGUGUCUCUGAGCUCAUUGGCUGCCGGUGAUGAUAUAGAUACUGUGAUCGAUGUGGAUGAUGGGAUUGUUGAACAUAACCAGCCUAGUUCUUCAGGUAUGACAGACUCAUCAAAUGGUUCUAGUUCAAUGAUGCGUGGCAGUUCAUCAAGCUCUCAGAGCUUUGAGGAGCAGAAGAACUCUAAAGUCAAAACAAGCUGUGUUGAUAGUGGAUCCAAAAUUAUUGUGAAAGCUACCUACAGAGAAGAUACAAUCCGGUUCAAGUUUGAGCCUUCGGCUGGGUGUUUCCAACUGUAUGAAGAAGUUGGAAAGAGAUUCAAGUUACAAAAUGGGACAUUCCAACUCAAGUAUUUAGAUGAUGAAGAGGAAUGGGUAAUGUUAGUAAGUGACUCAGAUCUUCAAGAGUGUCUUGAGAUUUUGGAUGAUAUUGGCACACGAAGUGUCAAGUUAUUAGUUCGAGAAGUUCGAGAUAUGCCUUGUAGUAUGAACAGCUCUGGCAGUAGCAACUGCUUCUUGACAGGAGGCUUAUAAUAUUUGAGUCUGGCUUUUGUAGUAUUUAGGUCAAUUCUACAUGGUCCUGCAGGUUCUAGUUCAUAUGCACGAAAUUCUGCAAAGGUGAGAGGCAUUCUGUACAGCUGGCCCCCAUAUCUCUGAAGUUUAUAUGCUUUUUCCUUCUCCACUGUCAAUUAUGAUAUGAGACAUUAAUGUGUUUUGGGUUAAGAUGCUGAUAAUUUCAAAGCAAAUCCCAUUCUGAAGUACAGUUAUGUCUCUUACAUGUUGGCUGUUGCAAGAACGUAAGUGAAAAAGAGGAAAAGAGCAUAUGUGGGUCAUGUGGAAACCCCUUCUAUGACUAAGUUCAUGUAUAGGUCUGUAUAUGGUAGAAUUGGGAAUGUAGGUUGUUGUAGUUGCAGAAGGAUUCAUGGUAUGAUGUUCUGUAGUACCCUAAUCAAAGUCUGUAUAGAGAUUUUACAUAUGUAUAAAUGAGAGAAUAGAUGGCCUAAAGCUGUUGAUUUUGUGCUUUA